Messenger RNA from Leopardus geoffroyi (Geoffroy's cat), 1868 nucleotides. It is a transcript of the gene CIMIP6, whose product is annotated as chromosome A3 C2orf73 homolog. The record is from RefSeq and is a predicted model, not a curated record. Lineage: Eukaryota; Metazoa; Chordata; Mammalia; Carnivora; Felidae. The transcript has 5 exons.
CUUCUUUUCCCAUUAUCCAGGCAAAUGCAAGAGUUACCAUGACUGAUGCCAAAGACUUUUGGCUCUGGUAGUGGAAACUGGGAAGCAAUGGUGAAAUGAGGUAAGAAAAUCCGGGGCCAGAAGGUGGACCCAAGUCAUCAACUGCUCUUCCCAGGAACUUGCUCUUUUUGGAUAAGUGCUACUCAUCCCUAAUCCAACCUGCUGCCAUAGCCUACAGCCCCCUCCGCCUGAUUCUGAACCCCACUCAGGCUGGAGCAGAUGCACACACCGCGGGGAGCCUCAUUUGCAGGAGAUGAGUGUUCCCUUGCUCUAUUUUAAUGCUUGCUGCCGGGUCGGUGAAGGAAGAUUUGCCAGAAAUCACGGAGAAGAGCGACAGCCAAGCUUUCUCAAGCAAAGACUAGUCAGCCCACAACAGCGAAUCAUGGCUUGCACAGUAUUUAACGGUUCACGUAAACAAGUUUCUCCCCUGCCUGCAUGCACUUUUGGAGCCAGCUCCGGCAGACGUGGGCAACGCCGGGGAGGCCUCCUGCGGGGCUCGGCGGGGACGCAGGCGGUGCAGUCUCCGGCACCAGAGCCAAGGGCCACGGGGAGGCUCUGGGAACCGCCCUUCCCGAUCCCCAAGGACAGGGUGGGCCUUACUAAAUACCCUGCUCGGUCCGAUAGCAAAGACCAAGUUCAAAUACAAAACGUCCAGCCUGGGGCGUGUCCGGAAAGGCCGCCCAGAGAUCCGGCCAGCAGCCCCCACCGAGCCAAGCAGUCGCACCCGCUACUUUGCGGAGCCGAGCCGGGUUACUGCGCCUGCGCGCUUCGGCUCCGCCCCCACGCCGCUUUCGGAGGCCUAGAGCCUGGAGGCCGCCGUCGCUUAGCAACGCGGGAGUCACAGUCGCGGCUCUCCACGCACCUCUUUCCUAGCAGGGCUUAGUGCCUGAUCUUCGCGUGAGGCUCCUCGCUGCCUCGUGUCAGGCCGUGGGAGCCCAUGGAGGGAAAGGAGGAUAAGCGGCAACAGCAUAAAAAAAUAGAAGAUGCUGGUAUAGAGUAUGUAACUGAAAAAAAAGAAGAAAUCAAAUAUGACGAAAAACCCGGGAAAAGUGUACAACGUUCAAAACCAUGUGUCGGGAGAGGACGUGUAUAUUAUGCAAAAUUCAUUCAUACAAAUGCAAGAACAUUGAAUGAACCAGUUCCUUACAUAGAUCCCCAAAAAGGGCCAGAAAAACAGGGUGACUGGUGGUCGCACAGUAAAGGAAUGGAACACCCCUUCCAACCACCUUAUGAUACUAAGAGCACCCAGAGGAGUGACUUUCAAAAACCAACAUGUCCAUUGGUUUUGCCAGUCAAACAGAGCAAGUUGCAAAAGCCUUCUUGUGGAAUAGUUCCACUUGCCUCUCCUGAAGCAUCAGCAGAACUUCAAAAGAAUUUUAUAGAACACAUCUCUUAUUUACAUCAAUACGAUGCUAGGAAAAGUCCCAAUGAGCCCAUCCGGGGAAAGCGACAUGGAGCUUUUGUGCAGACAGAGAUAAAACCAGGGAGUAGGCCAAUAGUUCCUACGGGAACAGAGGUAUUACGGAACGCUGCGGGGUCAUGCUCAUCAGAACAGUCCAAAAAAACAGAGAAAGGAAACUCAGCGGAAAGCAAAAUGAUCUCACCAGGUCUCUGCUGACAAAAUUCCCCAGAGCUGUUAGAGACUGAAACUCACUUAUCAGAAACAGACGUCAGAGGGGCAGCCAAGGCAUGCCCCAGAAGUCCUGAGAGAAGAGAGAAGGCUGCAGACACCUUCCAAAUAACUGCAGUAAAUGCUCUUCUCCCCAGGCAUGAUCCUUUAAAUCCACCAAUAAAAAGCCAGAAUAAAUCAGGAUAAAUUACCUUCUUCA